UAAAAAGUUAAAAUCCCAAAAUGCGAAAAUGUUAGUUGGCCCACAUUGACUUUUUUGGUGACAUGGCACACAACAACCCAAUCACGUUAAUAGAACAAAAGGACACUCAACAAUUACCAUAUGCAGCAUAUGCACCUGAUUCUUUCUCCCUCCCCCUUCAUUUUGAGCUGUAUCCAAUUCAGUCACACAAAAAAAAAAAUCACACACACCCACACACAGUAGACCCAGAUCCUUUGCACUAUUUCAAUGAAAACCUCACUUCCUAUCCCCCAACCCUUAAUCUUGUUCUGCAGAUGAUGAUGAUUACGAAACCCUCAUAUCAUUUCCUAACAAAGAGGUCCUUUUUCCCCCUCUCCCUCUGUAUUAUUAUGUUAAUGGCUGUGUAAAACUGGGUUGUUUUAUGCUUAUUUAGCCUAGCGUAUGUGUAAUCGACUGGGUUUUGGCUUUUCUUAUGUUAUCGGCAUAUGGGUUUGGUUUGUUAUUCAGCAUAUUGUGUUUUUUACCAGAAAAAUUGAGUCUUUGAGGGCUCAAUUUUCGGUCACACUACCUACGAGUUUAGGGUUUUGAGUGCAAAAACGGACUUUUUUGCUUGAAUAUGAUUGGGUUGCGUAAUUUUGGGUAGAAAUUCUCAUCUGUUGUUUUUUUUGGUUAUUACUGCUACGAGCUGCUCAGAUAUAGAAAGAUUCUGGAUUCUUGGGUUCGGAAGUUUUUGAUUAAAGAAUAGGAGUUUUGGGUCGAUUAUUGCCUUUUGAAUAUUGAGCUUAAUAGUUAAUGAUUGAUUGGUAGGUUGAAAUCUUCCAUAUAGUUUGGGGAUGCCAUUUUGAUUGAGCUAAGGUAAGAGAGUUUGGUGUAUUUAUAGUGGAAUUGAUAAGUUGUGAUGGCAGAAGAAACUCCUAAUACUAUGAAUCUUGACCUUAAUUUGGGGCCUAUUGAUCAUUCUAGUGAAACUGAUACUUUGGCUGCUGGGUCUGGAACAAUUACGGACGACAGUAUGAACUUGGAGGAUUGGUUAGACAGUCCUGUUAAUAGAUUCAGAGAGGUAGUUAGGCAUAGGCGGCGAUGGAGGUCUGUUUGGAGGCACAUUCCAAUGCCACCAGAAGCGAGGGACAUGGCAUUAGAACUAAUUGGUGGGGGAAGUGGGUUACAAGCUGGCGAGGGUAGUAUUGCACCAGAGGAAAGAGCUGAUAGACCUGCUGUUGAUUCUGGCAAAGUAUGUGAGGCUAACAAUGGAUUCUUGAAGGACGGUAUUCUGAAGAAGAAUGAUGAUGACGAGAAAGGGAGUGGAGAUGCAGGUAGCUUUUUUGAUUGUAAUAUAUGCUUGGACUUGUCCAAGGAUCCUGUUGUAACCUGUUGUGGUCAUCUGUUUUGUUGGUCGUGCCUCUAUAGAUGGUUGCAUGUUCAUUCGGAUGCUAAGGAGUGUCCGGUUUGUAAGGGGGAAGUGACGACAAAAAAUCUUACCCCAAUAUACGGUCGUGGUAAGAAUGCUCCCCGAAACCUAGAGGAGGAUGAUUCAAGCCUCAAGAUCCCUCUUAGGCCUCAAGCACGACGGGUUGAGAGCUUGAGGCAAGUUAUUCAAAGGACAGCUCUUAAUCUUCCUAUGGAGGAAAUGAUUCGGCUCCUGAAUGGCCGCUUUGAUUUAUCUCAGGUUCACACUCACAAUUCCACUGUUGAUGCUCCACCACCACCACGAGAAUCCCCUGAAAGAACCACUUCUUUCCUCAACCGGUUUCUCUCAUCUAGAGGGAUUCGCCGGGAAUCCCCCAACAAUGUCUUGUCAGUGUCGCCUGAUGAUGUAGUAGUCGAUUUGAGCCACCCAAGCGAUAGUACACAUCCUGAGUUGAUUGGGGAAAGCCAAAGUCAAAGCCGACGGAUAUCAUCCCUUUUCCUUCGCAGGUCGAAUUCAAGCCAAGCUGCCACGAUUUCUCACCUGACGUCUGCUUUGAGCUCUGCUGAAAGAUUGGUUGAAUCGUACUUUCGCAGUAAUAACCCUCCUCCUCCGGUGUCGGCAGAAAGGGAUCAUCAUCAUCAUCAUCAAGAGCAGCAGCAAACCUUGCCACCAGAUGAUAGAGAUUCUAUCUCCAGCAUUGCUGCCGUAAUACAUUCAGAGAGUCAGACAGUUGAUACUGCUGUGGAGAUUGAUUCAACAGUGUCCCGUUCCACCUCAUCUUCCAGAAGAAGACAGCAGGACACUUCAAGAAUUUCGGAUGUUGACAGUGGGGAUUCACGGGCCCCUAGGAGGAGGAGACUAGGUUGAUGAUCCAUGAACCGGGGGCAAAUUCUUUGUGGCCUGAUGAAGAAGUCUGAUUCAUUUCUUUCAGAAAUUGAUAAAGCUUCCUCUCUGAAUGGGUUGGCUUGCCUAAAAUGUACCCUGCCAUCUGCAAGCAGAACCGGUCAUCCUAAAGAAAGUCAGAUCUUGAUAUACUGGACAAGAUUUUUACUUUACACUGGAGAGUAGUAAAGUAGUAAAGUUCGAAUUCAUUUUGAUGUCAUAAUCACCUUUUUAAGUUAGGUUUCAUGCAAACUUCUCAAUUCUUUUGGGGGUGUCUAUCUCUUUCGUAGGAUGUACUUGGAAUAAGUUACAUAUAUAGAAUAUGGGGCUUGUAUUUCUAGGAAAUAUAACCACCAGUUUCAGUACCAUCUUGGUACCAAUGGUAUUAGACAUGAUAGACCUGUAGAACCUAUAAAUGUUCCUCUCCAUUUCCAAGAUAUGGAAAAGGCCAGUGUCUGUCUUGUUACGAAGCUUUUUGUGCUUGCCCCUUCUUGUAAUAUGCUUAUUCUUUUAGCUGCAAUGUAUUACAAAGCUUGUUGAGUUAGUUUUAUGCAUUAUUAGAUCAUUCUUUGUUAGGCUUUUGAAACUGAAUUUGGAAAUCCAAACAAACCAGUUGAGUUUUACCUCUACCAAAUUCCAAAUUCAGCCAGAUUCAAUGUCUUCUGGUUAAAUAAGAAAAGUUUCUACAGUAUAAUCUUUGUUUUCUUAAUAUGAGUAAGUUUGCUAGCCUAUGCGUGUUCUCUACAAUAAACCUUUCUUUUC
Molecule: messenger RNA, 3031 nt
Organism: Oldenlandia corymbosa var. corymbosa
Lineage: Eukaryota; Viridiplantae; Streptophyta; Magnoliopsida; Gentianales; Rubiaceae
Source: the annotation of a GenBank genome assembly